AUGGCUGAAAGAGGUGCUACAGGCUCAGGUAAGGUAAUUACCGCCAGCCAAUUGCUUGUUUCAUUACUCCCGGAUUCAUCUACGCUACUUCCGGAUAAAUUAUCAUCUAUUACAAACAAAGACAUUCCAUCCAGUUCUCUACUCUUGGAUAGUCCAGAAGAUGACAACUUAUGGUUUAAAUAUCUUAAGAUUACAAAAACGCCGGAACUUUUUGAAGAUGCUUGCGUAAUGUAUCCAAAGUAUUGGAAGGUCCAUCACAGACAUGCUUUGUACUAUAUAUUUAACGAGGAUACCCGUAAGGCGUAUGAAAUAUACAACGAAGCAUUCAAAAGUGUUAAUGACUACGACCUGCAAUUGAAAUACCUUAUUUUCCUCUACCAUACAGCGUCCAUUCAUGAAUACAUCGCAUCAGUAAUAUCUGCUGUCGAUACUGUGGGAAUGGAUUAUCGAUCGGAUCUCCUGUGGAGAGAAUUGGUCAUAAUUGUCGUUAAGAUUUAUAACUGCAAUCUUUUAUCACAUGGCAUGACAACUGGAUUGUUACCUGACCUUUUUUCGGCAGAUGCUCUUUCAACUUCUGUGCCGUUAAUACCAAGUGAUGCUGAACAGAUGGUAUUUAGGGGAGUGAAUACCCUGAGCGGUGGAAACAAAACAUAUAUUCAGCUUUAUGGAGAAAUAAAUUAUCUUAGGAAGUUGUUCCAGAGAUGGCUUCAUACACCCACAAAUAAUAUGCGCACAUUGUGGGAUGCAUAUUCUACCUUUGAAAAUUCAGCCAGCUCAACAUCUGUAUUAUCAACGAAAAUCCUCGGAGAUAUGAAAACAGUUAUCAACUUAUCAAUGAGAACAUAUGAGAAAAUAAGUGAGUUGUACUCCAAAGUUUAUCCCAUAAAACCAGCCUCCAUGGAAAGCAGUAAACCUGGUGGUUCAUUUAAUGUUGCUGAUAAUAUUAAAUACUGGUUGGAUAUUAUAAAGUAUGAGGAAACAAACCCUAUGGAGACCACACAGGAUAUAAUUACAGAAAGAGUAUUGUUUACAUUUGAAAGAGCUCUUGUUCCUCUAGUUUUUUGCAGCGAAAUGUGGUAUAACUACUUUCAAUUUUUACUAUUCAUAGAACAGAAGGACAAAGCUAUAACUACUUUGCGUUUGGCUUUGGAGAAAUACUUAAAAGACGAUGACAAGCUGAGAUUUGUAUUGGCUUCAUUUCUUGAAGAAGUUGGUGACAAUGAGUCCGCCGCUCUGGAAUUUGGAUUGUUAGUUUCCCCGGGUUUAAAAACUUCCGGAAUGGAUGAAAACCUUAAAACUGAGCUUCAAUUACGCCAGUUACUCGAAUGCAAAAGUUAUCUAAAGGGCGGAGAUUCUAUAUCAGACGGAAUCAUUCACUAUUUGAACUUUGUACGACGUGAAAGGGGUAUGAACGCAUGGAGGGAGGAAAUACAAAUUCUUUUUACGCGAUCAGAAAUCAAAUCUUGGGAGAUAUAUUGGUAUGCUGCAAACACGGAAUUGAGGUGUUUUGAUGAUAAAGAUAGAGCAGUUUCUAUAUUAAGGCAAGGCCAAAGUAAAAUGACAUUUAACCUGAAAUAUACUCUUUUAUAUUUGAAUACAAUGCUCAAUAUCGGAAAGAUGAAUGAUGUGAGGAUGCUAUUAUGUGAACUGAUAAUAGAAGAAACUGCAGAUGGUGAAAAUAAAUCAAAACUCACUAUGUCAGAUAAGAAUGCAUUGUGGAAUUUUUGGUUACACAUGGAGCACUAUUUUGGAACAACUGAGCAAUUUGAUAAUGUUAAGGCUCUUUAUAUAUCUUCAAAACUAUCCUCCGAAGUAUCGCUAGAUACUUUUACAGAAAAGUCACGCAAGUCAAUGCAAAAUUCAUUUUAUCAGGUAUUUUCCGAUGUCGGAGAAGUAUUUAUAAAAAAGAACAUGGGUUCGUCCAAACGUAAAGCUGUGACCGAACUUAACUCUAUUAUUGAAUCUCGUAAGAAACUGUUUUGUGCUGGUGUAAGCUUUGCUGAUCUUGACAAUAUAUUCUUUUUCAAAAGUAAAUCUGGAAAAUCUGGCGAGGUCACUGAAGGAACUACAACCACGAGCAUUAUGGAAACAAUGCAACCCACAGAAGUUAUUCCUUCAAACGAGACGCAAGAUGCCAAAAGAAAUUACAGUCUAAAGAUAGCAAGGCCGAAUAUUUCACGUUUAUCUCCGGUUGAUCCUACUUUGACAACGUCUUUGGAGGCACUAGUGCAGCUACAUGGUACUAAAAGACCACUUCUUCCCCCUAAAUCUAGGGCACUUGAUGCAUCUGGAACUCCUUCCAAGGCGUUAUUUGACUUUUUGAGGAUACUUCCUUCAGGAAGGGAUGAAGGGGCCACGUUCGCAAACUUAUAUGUAACCUCUGAAAGUGUUGAAUAUCUACUCAAGACUCUAGAUGCCAUGAAUCUUGACUCAAUCGAUUUACAGGAUUAUGUUCCUAUUCCAUAUAACCAAAUUGUCUCCAUGAAAUCUGUCUUGAAUCAAUUAUCAAGUACUAAUGAUACAUCAUUCGAAUUUAAUCAAGGAUUAUUUAAUAUACUCAGGUUCCUCGAGGAACAUACAAAUAUUGAUGAUAAAGAUUCUUGUGAACCAGACACAAAGAAACAAAAAAUCGCAAUAUAA
Messenger RNA from Theileria equi strain WA, 2640 nucleotides. RefSeq lists its product as hypothetical. Gene Ontology annotation, molecular function: protein binding; mRNA binding. Lineage: Eukaryota; Apicomplexa; Aconoidasida; Piroplasmida; Theileriidae. The transcript has 6 exons. Gene Ontology annotation, biological process: mRNA 3'-end processing. Gene Ontology annotation, cellular component: nucleus. The record is from RefSeq and is a predicted model, not a curated record. The coding region runs from base 1 to 2640 and encodes 879 amino acids.